AUGUUCCAGCCAGCAGCUCCUGGGCUCCGCAGGCAGGUAGAGCCUCCCGGGCAGCUCCUGCGCCUCUUCUACUGCGCGGUCCUGGUCUGUUCCAAAGAGAUCGCAGCGCUCACGGACUUCUCCGGUUAUCUAACCAAACUCCUGCAAAACCACACCGCCUAUGCCUGUGAUGGGGACCGUUUGAAUCUACAGUGCCCUCGGCAUUCCACGAUAAGUGUCCAAUCGGCAUUUUAUGGGCAGGAUUACCAAAUGUGUAGUGCCCAGCAGCCUGCCUCCCAGAGGGAAGACAGCGUAGCCUGCGUGGCACCCACCACGUUGCAGAAGGUGCUGGACGAAUGCCAGAACCAGCGGGCCUGCCACCUCCUGGUCAAUAGCCGUGUUUUUGGACCUGACCUUUGCCCAGGAAGCAGUAAAUACCUCCUGGUCUCCUUUAAAUGCCAGCCUACCCACCCCGAGAGAGCCGCACUGCUGUUCGUGUCCAGUGUCUGCAUUGGUCUGGCACUCACAUUGUGCGCCUUGGUCAUCCGAGUGUCCUGCACUAAGGACUUCAGGGAGCUGCAGCUGACGAGGGAGCACCUGGUGCCAGAAAGUGCCAAGGCUGAGGAAGAUAGCGAGGAUGAAGAGGGGGAGGAGGACUCCUCUGACUCUGAUUUUCCGGGAGAACAGUCUGGGUUUUGUAGGACUUCGUAUCCUGUCUACAGUUCCAUAGAGGCUGCAGAGCUGGCAGAAAGGAUUGAGCGCAGGGAGCAAAUCAUCCAGGAAAUAUGGAUGAACAGUGGUUUGGACACUUCACUCCCAAGAAAUAUGGGCCAGUUCUACUGA
Leptonychotes weddellii (Weddell seal) is the source of this 822-nucleotide messenger RNA. The record is from RefSeq and is a predicted model, not a curated record. Lineage: Eukaryota; Metazoa; Chordata; Mammalia; Carnivora; Phocidae.